AUGAUGAUGAUGAUGCCACCGCCGCCUAGGUUCCCGGAGAUGGCGGGCAUGGUCCCGGGCAUGCCGCCGCCAAUGCCGGGAGCUGCGUCUACUGGAGGCAUGAUGUCCGCAGGCUUCAUGCCACCACCGCCGCCGCCGCCGCCGCCACCGCCAAUGAUGAUGCCGCCACUAAACGGGAUGAUUUUCCAGCCGCCCGGCACGCCUGGAAUGCCGCACCACCACCACCAUCCCGCAGGCAUGGCGACGCCGCAGCAGCACUUAGCUUCGCAGCACCAGCACCAGCACCAGCACGGCAUGAUGCCGAUGUGGAUGCCGCCGCCGCCUACGCAAACGCAGCAGCACCAGCAACAGCAGCCGGGCAUGAUGAUGCCCAUGAACAGCAUGAUGCCGAUGUCCAUGCCCAUGUCCAUGCCCAUGGGCGCUGCCUCCUCCCCACUGCCGCCGGGUCAGCACAGCAGCGGCCCACAGCAACACCCGCCGCAGCAGCCGGGGAUGAUGAUGCCCUUCUAUCCACCGCCGCAGGCCCCGCACGGGACGAUGCCGCCCAUGGCGAGCAUGCCGCCUCCAGCGCCGGGUAUGGGUGUGCCACGCGCACCCCCUCCCACCGCCGGGGCAGCGCCAGGCGGUGGGAUGAUCCCGCCACAGGCGGCGGGGGCCGCAGCGACUGCGGCGAUGAUGGCCCCUCCCCCGCAUCACUCGUACAUGCACCCAUACCCGGGCAGCAACACCGCCAGCGGCGCCAACGCGAGCGCCGCGGCCAGCAGCAUCAGCAAUGCCCGCAGCAUCCACAACCACACCCAGAACCACAUCAAUACCGGUGCGCAGGCGGCGGCAAGCAGGCCCGCCUCCAUGUCGAUGCCGCCCCAACCGCCGCCACCGAUGAUGAUGAUGAACCACACCGGAGGCGCCAUGAUGCCGCCACCCCCACCGCCACCGCCACCGCCGACCGUCGCGGCGAACGCGCGUGUGAGCGUCGGCAACGCCACGUUGGCUGCACUGAACUCGAAGGAGCCGCCGAAGUUCUCGUGUGUGCUGCUGUCCGGCAUCCCGGCUGUUGGUAAGACGACGCUCGGUCGUGAGCUCGUGAAUAGCCUGAAGACCGACGGCAUGGGCUGGGCCUUCUUCAGCGGCGCCGACUUCCUCACCGAGCAGCAGGGCAAGCGCUCCAUCUGGGAGACGACGAAGGACGUCUUCGACGCGCUCAGCAGCCGCCUAGACGAGCUGCUGGAGAAGCAGCACAAGGACCGCAACAUCAAGGGCCUCGUCAUUGACAAGAACUGCAAGGGUAUCGAGGAUGUCUAUUACCUGAGUGCGCUGCUGCUGUCCAAGAGUAUCCCGUUCGUCGGCAUUGUAGGCAUGGAAUGUGCUGACGACGACGUGCUCGUGAAGCGCAUGGGCGGCGACGACUACCUCAAGGAGAAGCUGAAGUUUCACCGCGUCAUUCACGCUCGCAUCGUAAGCCUUGCCAAGAGCGCGGGCAUGUACCGCUACGUUGACGCCACCAAGAGCAAGGAGGAGGUGGUGCAGAUGCUGCGCACGAUGGUGCUCGGCUGCUGCGCGCAGCCGCCGACGCGAAGCAUCGGCAACCACCAGUAUGACGACUCCCGCGCCAACAUCAUGGUGGACGACUACAAGGAGUACAACGAGGUGCUCACGCACCUCUUCCGCUGCGUUAACAACCGCGGCUCGCAGUUCCCGGGCAGCACCGACCUCGUGCCCUUCUCCGAGAAAGAAAUGAAGGACAAGGGCCGCAUCAACGCCAUCAAGAGCCGCUACGGCAUCCGCAGGAAGGUGGACGGCCACCGCUACCUGCUCGUCUACCGCGAGAAGAAGCUGUACCUUGUGCCGCCGCACAUGCGCGCGGUGCUGCAGAUGCCGUUGAAGGCGUGGCUCGGCAGCCGCCUCGACAGCGACAGCGUUGGCAUGUUUGUGCUGGAGGGCGACCUCACGCGGCUGAUCCGCGACCGACAGAAGGAGCUCUUCCUGGUGUACGACGCCCACUACUGGAGCGAGGCGGAGCAGCCGAGCAGCAACAAGAUGAUCCGCAUGACCUUCUCCGAGCGGCAGGCCUUCCUCGCCGCGAACAUGUGCAGCGAGUCGAAGGCGUUCUUUGCGCAGGACGGCGUCGAGUGCGUCGUCGUGCACCAACCGACGCAGAAGAUGUCGGAGGCGGUCGACAUGCUUGACUCGGAGGAGUACCCAAGCGACGGUCUCGUCUUCCAGGCUGUCAACCCGAUCCACCGCAGCGACCACGUCUUUGUGUGGCAGCAGCCGUUCUACAUGACCGUCGACUUCCGCGUCGGGCAGCUCCUCCACACACACCAGCCGCCGGAGACGGACGCCGACGGCAUUCCAACUUCCGUGAAGGGCACCACGAGUGACCUUCGCCGCAACGCGAGCGGCGCCGUCUCACCGCAGCAGCAGCAGCCGCUGCCGCUGACAACGCGCCGCGGCAACGUCGACGCCUUCAGCGACCAUCCCAUUCGCACCUUCAUGCUUGAAGUGUACGACAAGACAGAGAAGAUGUACGUGCAGUACGAGAACGCCACGGUCGACGUGCGCCACCCCGACGUGGUGGAGGGCUGCAUCGUCACGUGCAGCCUCGUGGACGACACCCCGCGACGCUGGGUGUUCCGCCGCAUUCGGUAUGACGUGUCGCGCCCGAUCUACAAGCUGGACCUGGAGGAGCUGCUUGGCUCCUGCCUGAUCCCGCGCACAAAGAUGGUGGCGUGGCUGCUGAACGAGCAGAUCGUGCCGUCCGAGAUCCAGCUGGAUGGGAACGGCAGCGGUGCCGGUGGCAGUGGUAGCGCCACCAACGUGCCGAACGUGCCACCGCCGUCGUACGAUGCGGCGGCGGCGGCUGUCGCUGCAGCUAGCGCCAAGGGCGCUGCUGCGUCGAUGGGCAUGAUGCAGGGUCUGACGACGCCGCUGCCUACGCAGGGUAUGAUGCCGCCGCUGAUGAAGGACAUUGGUAGCCCGCCUGCCUUCCACGCCCCCACCGCCGCCGCGACUGCCAUCCCGAUGGCGUCGACGGCGCCGGCUCGCUCCAUCUACCCAUCCGCGUCCGCUAUGUUGUCGCGCGUAGCGGCCGUGCCUGCAAAUCCGGCGCCGCCGCCUGCUGUCCCCGCCCCGCGACCGCCAGCGCAGAUGAGCACAGAGGCGCAGUUAAAGCAGCUAGCAAGCAUUGUUCCGUCCUUCCAUGUUGUGGAUGGCAGUAAGGAGGGCGGGGCCGCGGCGGUGGCGGCGGCCUCGUCGACUCCUGCCGCAGCCGGCAGCAACGGCACUGCCGCUGGGGUCGCGGGUAAGAGCGCGGCGUCGCGCGCGACGGGUGGCGCGGCGAGCGACGGCAGCCGCAACUGCGCGCAGUGUCACAAACCAAAGCAGAGUGAAGACCUCCGUGUUGAUCGCCGCGAUCACCGGCACUACUGCUACUCGUGUUGGGCCAAGUCCGGCUACGGCUUCUGCGUCGUGUGUGGCGAGUUCAAGGAGGUACGGCGAGAGUCGAAGGGCCGCCAGAAGGGGUCCACCGUGUGCGCGCCGUGUGGAAAGGCAGCGGCGACGGCGCCUGCAGACGCCGCCAGCAGUAACGCCUCUCCCGCAGCAGCGACGACGGCGGCGGCGGUCAUGAAGACAGCAGCCUCCGCCCCGACAACGCCGGCGGCGCAGGAGGCCGCGGAGGCCAAGGUCGAUGUCGUGUUGCCCUCCGUGAAGGCCAGGAAGAAGGCCGCGGCAAAGGAGAAGAAGGCUGUCGGGGUCCCCCCUGCGACUGGUGAGGCUACUCCGAGCACGGACAGUGCCGCGCCGGCGGUGGCGGCGGCGAAGACGACAGGUGGCGAGGGUGGGAAGGCGGUAAAGGACACUGGCGGCGGCAGCCGGGCAGCACCGGCGAGCGUGCCGUCGAGCCCGACGAGUGGGAAGGGUGGUGGCACGGCGCACGGAGGGAAGACGAACGACAGCGUCAAGGUCUCAUCCUCCUCACUCGAUGCGUUGAUGUCGGCCUCGCCGCCGGACGCGGCGGCGGAAGCCGCGCUUAGCCAGGCGCCGACGUCGGAGAAGUCGACGAAGAGUGUACCCUUCCAGGUGGACGUUGCACCCGCUCUGGCCGCUCCGGCGGUGGCGGAGGCGCCAACUGCGAAGCCCGCGGAUUCGAAGGUCGCUGAGCCACCCGAGGAAGCUGUAGCUGCCCCCGCCGCACCCGCGAUGGCGACUGCCGUGCAGGACCCGUCCAAGGCGCAGGUGCACGAGGAGAAGCGUAGCGUUGGUGGCUGCCGUCAGCAGUAG
Leishmania major strain Friedlin is the source of this 4281-nucleotide messenger RNA. RefSeq lists its product as hypothetical. Lineage: Eukaryota; Euglenozoa; Kinetoplastea; Trypanosomatida; Trypanosomatidae. The transcript has a single exon. The record is from RefSeq and is a predicted model, not a curated record. The coding region runs from base 1 to 4281 and encodes 1426 amino acids.